GAAGUUAUUAUCGCCAUGUUGGUAUAUAGAUAUGAAGCUCCUCCCUUAAACUGUUCUUUUCGUCUUGUGUCACAUACAAAGCAGUCAAAUCAAGGGGGCGCCGUAGAGGUUCACAUACUGAACGGAUAUCUCCUGCCUGUAUUAAACGUCACAUUAGCUGUCAGCGGAGUAGUAGCCGCCGUCCCACCUGCACGUUGUCAGCGCAGUAUGUCCACCCCGAAUCGGAAGGAGUGUAAUAUCUCCACCACGGAGAGAGCAAUUAAAUCAGUCCCUUUCCCACCAGUACAUCGUUUAACCUUCGAGGAAGUAUUUGAUAUAAAUGGCAAACCUAGGGUAGAUGUUUUAAAGAGUCAUUUCAUGAAAGAAGGUCGUAUAAAGGAAGAAAUUGCACUUCAAAUAAUCAGUGAAGGAGCUGAAAUUCUUCGUCGAGAAAAAACGGUGCUAGAUGUGGAGGCACCAAUUACAGUAUGUGGUGACAUUCAUGGUCAGUUCUUCGACUUAAUGAAGUUGUUUGAAGUUGGAGGAUCACCAGCAAACACCAGAUACCUCUUCCUUGGUGACUAUGUAGACAGAGGUUAUUUUAGCAUAGAGUGCGUUCUAUACUUAUGGGUGUUGAAGAUUUUAUACCCGGAUACCUUGUUUCUCCUGAGGGGCAAUCAUGAAUGCAGACAUCUUACAGAAUACUUCACCUUCAAACAAGAGUGUAAAAUCAAGUAUACUGAGAGGGUGUAUGAUGCCUGUAUGGAAGCAUUUGAUUGCCUUCCUCUUGCUGCUCUUCUAAAUCAGCAGUUCCUUUGUGUUCAUGGUGGACUGUCACCUGAAAUAAACACACUAGAUGAUAUUAGACGGUUAGAUAGAUUCAAAGAACCUCCUGCGUUUGGUCCUAUGUGUGACUUGUUGUGGUCGGAUCCAUCCGAAGACUUUGGAAAUGAAAAAUCGCAAGAGCACUUUAGCCAUAACACUGUCCGGGGUUGCUCUUAUUUCUAUAGCUAUCCAGCAGUUUGUGAAUUUAUCCAGCAUAAUAAUUUGUUAUCAGUAAUAAGGGCACAUGAAGCACAAGAUGCAGGCUACAGAAUGUACAGAAAAAGUCUGACUACUGGGUUUCCUUCCUUAAUCACUAUUUUUUCUGCACCUAACUACUUAGAUGUCUACAGUAAUAAAGCUGCUGUUUUGAAGUAUGAAAAUAAUGUAAUGAAUAUACGACAGUUUAAUUGUUCUCCCCAUCCUUACUGGUUACCAAAUUUUAUGGAUGUCUUUACAUGGUCACUGCCAUUUGUUGGCGAGAAAGUAACAGAAAUGCUGGUGAAUGUGCUCAGUAUUUGUUCGGAUGAUGAACUGAUGACAGAAGGAGAAGAUCAAUUUGAUGAACGACUCAUAAAUGGCAAUAGAAAAGCAGGAACAACUGCUGUAAGGAAGGAGAUCAUCAGAAACAAAAUCCGUGCUAUUGGCAAGAUGGCAAGAGCCUUCUCUGUACUCAGGGAAGAGAGUGAAAGUGUGAUAACACUGAAAGGACUGACCCCAACUGGAAUGUUACCUAGUGGAGUACUUUCUGGAGGACGUCAGACUCUAGAAAGUGCCACAGCUGAGGCUAAACAAGCAAUUCAAGGAUUUUCACCACAGCUUAAAAUUUGCAGUUUCGAGGAAGCAAAGGGAUUAGACAGGAUCAAUGAAAGAAUGCCACCAAGAAAAGGUGCUUUUCAGCAUGAUGGUACAAAUUCAUUAAAUGCAGUAAAUGCCAGUGAAAACAAUGGGACUGGUAGCAGUAAUGCACAGUGAUCAUCACACAUUCACUCCACGUCUGCCUGAGAUUUACUAGACUACUUUUAUUGAAGUGAUAACUGCUAAUUCAGCCAGGGGGUUCUGGUAGAAUGGGAAUUGUUAAACUUUGAUCCUCAGUAAAUGAUUUCUGCUUUUUAGACAAUUGCCUGUCUACAGAUGAUGACAAAACUACUGAUAGACAGCCAUCAGUAUCAUGUUUUUCAAGAACUGUCAGCGCCUGUUGGACCAUGUAGCAAAUUUACAGGCUGUUCUAAAUCAAUACACAUCUAAUACUUAUUGACAUCAACACUUUUAUGUUUACAAUCUACAGCUGUCUUUUGUUUAGUAAUGUUUUAUUUAAGUACGUAUUUUAGAUGAAACCCUUAAGAGCUAAGAGAUUAUUUAUUAAUGUACAUUAUUGUUGCUCUUAAAUUGUGUCUUUAAAAGAGGCAUGUCUAAGUAUGUUGGAAUGGUCUUAAAACAAUUGUGAAGCUGCAGAGAUGUUCUUUGAAUAUGUUUUUAAUGCCAAAAAAAUGUAGCUGGCAAUUCUGUAAGAUGUGGACCUCAGGUGUAUUUCUGUCAGAUGUUGCUAAUUUUGUAUUAUAGUCACUGUAUUUUUCCUUUUAAAACUCAUGAAAUUUCUAUAUAUAAACAUUUAUUACUUGAAUGCAGAUCAGAAACUUGUUAGAAUGCUAGUUUUGUUACAAUUUUGAUUCCCCUUUGUUUGAAGAGCAUUUCCUAAAACAACAUAUAUAAGUAAUUGUCAUAUAUAAGGUGCUUCGAAAAUGUAUGUUAUGUUAAAAGGAUUUUUCUCCAUAUCAGGUCUAUAAAACUUGGCCAAGUAAUUUGUAUGCAUGUUUUUAUUUUGCAGGUAUUUAACAUACAUCAUCAGCCUAUGAUUUAUUAAAACAUCUGUAGGAAAUGUGCAUGUAAAGGAUACUGUUUUGUGAAUAUAACUUUGCUUAUGUUGGUUUUAAUCAUUGGGUUGAAUAGCUCUGGUCUUUUUGAUACUUUUCUGAAUUACAUGAGAAAAUGUUAAGAAAAUGCAUUAAAAAUGACAUGUUUCAAAAUGCAACAUAAACAAUACUAGCUAGGGCCUAGCUAUUUAGAACUGUUAAGACUACCAAAAAUUGUAUAAACAAUGUGGCACAUUAUUUUAUAUAAUAAGAAUGGUGAAAGUCAUUGUCAGAACCGUGCAUUGUUAUGUUGGCAGUAGACUGGCUGCUGCUGUUUGCUACAUUUUUAUGAUGUAACUACCUAAUUGAAGGGACAGUCAGCAGUAAGGGUGCAUUUUUUCACUCUAUGCAAAACAACAUUCAUUGAUUGCAGCAUGGGUGGUUCUUAUCUGUUUUUUUUUUCUGAUUGGCAAGAUAUUUUGUUUUGGUCACUACAGCCUACAGAAUCCUCUGUAAAUGGCUUUGCUGAUUGCCUUUAAACUGUACAAGGUUAAUUAAAGCCAAAAUUGCAUUUUGUAUUUUUUUAUCAAAUUAUUUUCUAAUCUUAACUGCUCAACUGUAACUGAGUAUUGUCAUCAUUAUGAGCAAGCAAAAAGAAUCAGAGCUUCUGAACCGCCUCAACACACACUAAUGAUUUAAGAAUACAGCUGAAGUGCCAGACUGCAGGAAUGCCUGAAGCUUUGCUUAAGCUUAUGUCACUUGUUUGUUAAAUGGAUAAGUCUGCUUAGCCAGUUAAACUGCAAUAAACUAAUAAAAAGGAAGCAAAGGAUUUUGCACACACAGUAUAGACUGAGACCAGCAGCUUUAGUGCUGAUGAACAUUUUUGAUUUUCUAAUCCCCUCUAGAAUAUAGCUUGAAUCACUAAAUGCAGGGUUUUGUCAGCAAACUCAACAUGUACAUAUACUAGUCACAUUUGGAAAUUAAUGCAUGCGCUGAAAUAUGAAUUAUUCAAUGUUUUAUAAUACUGCACACAAUAAAUCUUGUACAUGGGCUGCUGCUCCUA
Messenger RNA from Protopterus annectens (West African lungfish), 3717 nucleotides. RefSeq names its product protein phosphatase 3 catalytic subunit beta (gene PPP3CB). The coding region runs from base 16 to 1776 and encodes 586 amino acids. Gene Ontology annotation, cellular component: cytoplasm; calcineurin complex. Gene Ontology annotation, molecular function: calmodulin binding; calmodulin-dependent protein phosphatase activity. The transcript is spliced from 15 exons. The record is from RefSeq and is a predicted model, not a curated record. Gene Ontology annotation, biological process: calcineurin-mediated signaling. Lineage: Eukaryota; Metazoa; Chordata; Ceratodontiformes; Protopteridae.